Polistes dominula (European paper wasp) is the source of this 1764-nucleotide messenger RNA. Its product is annotated as putative fatty acyl-CoA reductase CG5065. NCBI's taxonomy places the organism in Eukaryota, Metazoa, Arthropoda, Insecta, Hymenoptera, Vespidae. Gene Ontology annotation, cellular component: peroxisome. The record is from RefSeq and is a predicted model, not a curated record. Gene Ontology annotation, molecular function: alcohol-forming very long-chain fatty acyl-CoA reductase (NADP+) activity. Gene Ontology annotation, biological process: long-chain fatty-acyl-CoA metabolic process.
UUUCACGUUUGUUUGAUGUGGUGGGAGAAUGGGAGAGAAGAACACAUAUCCGGUUUUAAAGAUAAUCCACAGUAUAGACGGAUACAUAAGUUAAAGGAAAGGCUCUAUAAAACCUCAUUAAAUCUUCCUAGUGGAACGCCUUUACUUGGAACACAUCAUAUUCUAAGAAAUCAAAUCAUGGAAGAGAAAAGUGAAAUACAAUCGUAUUAUACUGGAAAAACCAUUUUCAUUACCGGUGGUUCUGGUUUUAUGGGAAAAGUUCUUAUUGAAAAAUUACUUUAUAGUUGUAGUGACCUUGACAAGAUUUACAUGUUAAUAAGAUCAAAAAGAGGCAUGAGUCCUGACAUACGUAUAGCACAGAUGUUCAAAUUACCGAUGUUUGCAAGAAUUCGAAAAGAUAAGCCGGAAGUAUUAAAAAAAUUGAUACCAUUAUCUGGUGAUAUUUCAUUGAAUAAUCUUGGAUUGAAUGAUGAACAACGAGAAUUGUUAAUUAAGGAAACACAAAUAGUCUUUCAUGUAGCAGCCAUGGUUAAAUUGGAUGCAACAUUGAAACAAGCGGUUGAUUUUAAUUUGAUUGGUACCAAGAGGAUGUUGGAUCUUUGCAGGGAUAUGAAAAAUUUAGAAAUUUUCUUACACUUGAGUACUGCAUUUUGUCAUGUCGAUCAGGUAGAACUUGGUGAAAGAGUUUACGAUUCACCAGACGAUCCUCAAGAUGUAAUAAGACUCGUUCAAUGGUUGAACGACGAGACCAUCGAUCUUAUUACUCCUAAAUUGAUUGCUCCACAUCCAAAUACUUAUACAUACACAAAACGUUUGACGGAGAAAAUAGUAACAGACGAGUAUCCUAAUAUGCCAGUCGUCAUAACGAGACCAUCCAUUGUUCUACCUGCUGUUAAAGAACCUUUGCCAGGUUGGGUUGAUAAUUUGAACGGACCGAUAGGUCUUACAAUUGCUUCCGGAAAAGGUGUAUUGAGAACGAUGCACUGUGAUCCUGAUUAUCAUGCUGAAGUUUCUCCCGUUGAUUUGUCUAUUAAUGCAUUGAUUGCUAUCGCUUAUAAGGAAGCUUCUAAUAGGAACAAAUCGAAGAACAUUCCAGUUUACAACAUCACUCAGAGUUCAAUUGAACCAAUGUCAUGGGGUAGUCUUGUUGAUCAGGGUAAACAUAUCGUUUACAAAUAUCCAUUUGAUGGAAUGGUUUGGUAUCCUGAUGGUAACAUACGUAAAAGUAAAUUGGCUCAUAAUAUUAUGCAUUUCUUCUCUCACGUUUUACCUGCAUACUUCAUCGAUUUUUUGAUGUUAAUAUUUUUACAAAAAAGAUUUAUGGUACGUAUACAAAAAAAAAUUGCCAAUGGUUUGGAAUUAUUGGAAUAUUUUACAACGCGAGAAUGGAAAUUUCACAAUACGAAUUUAUUAAUACUCGAUGGUGAAAUGAGUCCGAAGGAUAAAGAAAUUUUCCAAAUUGAUGGAUGCAAAGUUGAUCGGAUUGAAUUUAUGAAAAAUUGUGUAUUAGGUGCUAGACAAUAUUGCAUGAAAGAGGAUUUAUCUUCUUUACCAAGAGCACGGAUGCAAUUAAAGAUACUGUACAUCCUUCAUAAUAUAACAAUAUUCGCCUUCUACUUUGGCAUAUUUUAUUUCUUUUACACUCACUUGGAAUUUGCACAAGUUUCUGUGAAUUACGUCACGGAUAAGAUAAAGAUGCUGCCAAUGAUGGGAAAUGUUAUACAGAAGACACCUAUUUAAGUGAAAUAAUUGUCACAACAAUAA